Molecule: messenger RNA, 1599 nt
Organism: Volvox carteri f. nagariensis
Lineage: Eukaryota; Viridiplantae; Chlorophyta; Chlorophyceae; Chlamydomonadales; Volvocaceae
Exons: 2
Source: RefSeq, a predicted model, not a curated record
CUAAACCAGAGACUGGGACCGACAGGGCACUGUCCGCACCUAAACCAGAGACUGGGACCGACAGGGCACUGUCUGCACCUAAACCAGAGACUGGGACCGACAGGGCACUGUCCGCACCUAAACCAGAGACUGGGACCGACAGGCCACUGUCCGCACCUAAACCAGAGACUGGGACCGACAGGGCACUGUCUGCACCUAAACCAGAGACUGGGACCGACAGGCCACUGUCCGCACCUAAACCAGAGACUGGGACCGACAGGCCACUGUCCGCACCUAAACCAGAGACUGGGACCGACAGGCCACUGUCCGCACCUAAACCAGAGACUGGGACCGACAGGCCACUGGCACUGUCUGCACCUAAACCAGAGACUGGGACCGACAGGCCACUGUCCGCACCUAAACCAGAGACUGGGACCGACAGGCCACUGUCCGCACCUAAACCAGAGACUGGGACCGACAGGCCACUGUCCGCACCUAAACCAGAGACUGGGACCGACAGGCCACUGUCCGCACCUAAACCAGAGACUGGGACCGACAGGCCACUGUCCGCACCUAAACCAGAGACUGGGACCGACAGGCCACUGUCCGCACCUAAACCAGAGACUGGGACCGACAGGCCACUGUCCGCACCUAAACCAGAGACUGGGACCGACAGGCCACUGUCCGCACCUAAACCAGAGACUGGGACCGACAGGCCACUGUCUGCACCUAAACCAGAGACUGGGACCGACAGGCCACUGUCCGCACCUAAACCAGAGACUGGGACCGACAGGGCACUGUCUGCACCUAAACCAGAGACUGGGACCGACAGGCCACUGUCUGCACCUAAACCAGAGACUGGGACCGACAGGCCACUGUCUGCACCUAAACCAGAGACUGGGACCGACAGGCCAUCGUCUGCACCUAAACCAGAGACUGGGACCGACAGGCCACUGUCCGCACCUAAACCAGAGACUGGGACCGACAGGCCACUGUCUGCACCUAAACCAGAGACUGGGACCGACAGGCCACUGUCCGCACCUAAACCAGAGACUGGGACCGACAGGCCACUGUCCGCACCUAAACCAGAGACUGGGACCGACAGGCCACUGUCCGCACCUAAACCAGAGACUGGGACCGACAGGCCACUGUCUGCACCUAAACCAGAGACUGGGACCGACAGGCCACUGUCCCCACCUAAACCAGAGACUGGGACCGACAGGCCACUGUCCGCACCUAAACCAGAGACUGGGACCGACAGGCCACUGUCCGCACCUAAACCAGAGACUGGGACCGACAGGCCACUGUCCGCACCUAAACCAGAGACUGGGACCGACAGGCCACUGUCCGCACCUAAACCAGAGACUGGGACCGACAGGCCACUGUCCGCACCUAAACCAGAGACUGGGACCGACAGGCCACUGUCUGCACCUAAACCAGAGACUGGGACCGACAGGCCACUGUCCGCACCUAAACCAGAGACUGGGACCGACAGGCCACUGUCUGCACCUAAACCAGAGACUGGGAACUAAAUCGUCACAGGCCCCCCUAGCGCAAGCUCGAGUUGCGGGUGACCCAAUUGCCUGCGGGGAUGUGGCAGCUGCACUGGGCCAGUACUAG